AUCGCGCACUCAUUCAGCCGGUAAUACGGGCCGCCGCUCGAUCUCACCGUCGACGACCAGCCGAGCACGAAGUAGCAUACGACACACAUAGAGAAGGAGCGGAGUCCAAAAGCUACCUCGACUCUACCCCCGAUGGCUCCUGCCGUGUCGUGCUGAUUCCGCCGUCGCGUGACGUCGCGCCGUCUUUUAAUAGUCCGCCUCUCUCUACACAACCGGAUCGCCUGGACGAUACGAUACGAUACGAUACGAUACGUACGUCGCAGCUCAUCGGGAGACGCGCCCUCGUUCGACCUUGAGCGACUAUAACCGGUGCAUAACGUUCGAUGUACGGAGCAUCAGCGCAUCACGGAAAAUUGUCGCUGCUGAUCGCAACAAGCCGACCGUCGCAAGCCCAUCACAAGCCGAUCGUCUCUUCGCCCUGUCUAUUUCCUCUUCGACGGCGGCGUCUACUCCUUGACGCGGAAUAGCCUCGGCGACGAAAUGGCGAAGAAGACGUAUGAUUUGCUGUUCAAGCUGCUGCUCAUCGGCGACUCCGGCGUUGGCAAGACCUGCAUAUUGUUCCGCUUCUCGGACGAUGCUUUCUCUACCACAUUUAUUUCUACGAUAGGUAUUGAUUUUAAAAUCAAGACAGUGGAAUUAAGAGGAAAGAAAAUCAAAUUACAGAUAUGGGAUACUGCUGGACAAGAAAGAUUUCACACUAUUACCACAUCGUAUUAUAGAGGAGCGAUGGGAAUCAUGCUUGUUUAUGAUAUCACCAAUGAAAAGACAUUUGAAAAUAUUGUCAAAUGGUUAAGAAAUAUUGAUGAACAUGCAAAUGAAGAUGUAGAAAAGAUGAUAUUAGGAAAUAAAAGUGAUAUGGAAGAGAAACGUGUUGUCAGUACCGAAAAAGGAGAGGCGAUAGCAAGAGAACAUGGUAUUAGAUUUAUGGAGACGUCUGCAAAAGCAAAUAUUAAUAUCGAUCGUGCGUUCAGCGAACUAGCGGAAGCAAUAUUGGACAAAACGCAUGGCAAGGAACCACAAGACGCGCCUGACAGAGUGACGGUUGAUCGAAGGGUAGAAAGAAGUUCGAAUCGGUGUUGCUAAUUUUAUACAUUAUUUAUUUUAAUGGUGCAUAACGAACUAUAUAUCAGCUCGUGCCACUCGAAAUAGAUUCCUUAAUAGAUCUAGAGCAUAAUUUAAAGCAUAAUAACAUAAACACUUCACAACACUGCCUGAUCAAAUACAAACAGUCUCAUUUUUGCUCCAAUACAAAUUCAUUUUUCUAUAUUACUAUUGAGAUAAACAUCGUUAAGAAAAAAAUAACGAUCAUUAUUGAACUCAAUAUUCGAAAAUUUUGUUUAAUAUUAUACGUACAUAAAUAUUGAUAAAUUUGUAAAGAUACGAGUGCUCUUUCAUACACAUGUAAACUAUCUACAAUUAUAUCUAUGGCAUAUAAACAAAGAAACAUCGUUUUACUAAUUUAUACAAUGAACAUUUGCAUAAACAUGCAAAUUUUGCUAACGGAUCUUCAUAUGAAAUAUGAAACACUUUUGCAUUGUUGCACGAACAAGAACUAGGACGUAUUGUUUGUUAUGAGGCUGCAAUUUGUUACCAUGUUGAAUGGUGUGAGUAUGAGUGUUAGCUUUUAAAUCUUGAUAAUCCUUUUUCGGACGUCAAACGCUUUCUUACGUGGAUAAUCGCACCAUAUAAUGCUUAUUUGUAUAUUAUGUUUAGGUGAGAAAGGCUUGAAACCAAAAGCUUUUACCAUUUUGUGUACGACCGACUUACUAUAAAUAUAAAUAUUCACAAUUUCAA
Linepithema humile (Argentine ant) is the source of this 1794-nucleotide messenger RNA. It is a transcript of the gene Rab10, whose product is annotated as RAS oncogene family member Rab10. Gene Ontology annotation, biological process: cellular response to insulin stimulus. Gene Ontology annotation, molecular function: GTP binding; GTPase activity. Gene Ontology annotation, cellular component: recycling endosome; insulin-responsive compartment; Golgi apparatus. NCBI's taxonomy places the organism in Eukaryota, Metazoa, Arthropoda, Insecta, Hymenoptera, Formicidae. The record is from RefSeq and is a predicted model, not a curated record.